GACAUUUCACCGGAAGUCGGGCGAGUCAGUACGUGGCGGAGGCUGCACUAGGGCGGUCCUACGUUCUUUCGUGCCGUUGUAGAGCUGCUGUUUGUGUGUUAAGAGUAUCCGAGUUACUGCGUGCAAAAUUUAUCUCAUAACGCAAGAUAAUACAAUGUCCAUGUCGGGCGAAUUCGGAAACCCGUUGAGGAAAUUCAAGCUCGUCUUCCUCGGCGAGCAGAGCGUGGGCAAAACCUCGCUUAUCACAAGGUUUAUGUAUGACUCCUUCGACAACACCUACCAGGCGACCAUCGGCAUCGACUUCCUGUCCAAAACUAUGUAUCUCGAAGAUAGAACGGUACGGCUCCAGCUCUGGGAUACUGCAGGCCAAGAGAGGUUCCGCAGCCUUAUUCCCUCGUAUAUCCGAGAUUCUACAGUAGCUGUUGUUGUGUAUGAUAUAACAAAUGCAAAUUCCUUCCACCAAACCUCUAAAUGGAUAGAUGAUGUGCGAACAGAGCGAGGAAGUGAUGUAAUCAUCAUGCUUGUAGGCAAUAAGACUGAUUUGUCAGAUAAGAGACAGGUCUCCACGGAGGAAGGCGAACGAAAAGCAAAGGAGCUUAAUGUUAUGUUCAUCGAGACUAGUGCGAAAGCAGGAUACAACGUGAAGCAGCUGUUCCGGCGAGUCGCUGCUGCUCUGCCAGGCAUGGAGCCCACCGACAACAAGAAGGUUGACACAGUCGACCUGCGCCCUCAGCCCCCCCCACAGGAGCAGCAACAGGACCAGGAAGGCAGUGGGUGUAUAUGCUAGGAUGCGGCCUUCAUGCUCUAGUCUCUCCACGUGUCCUCACACUUCUAUCCUCCCCCCAAGCAAGACUACCACAGCAUCCCAUGUUGAUAUUGUUGUUUCUCUGAUGCAUUUGCUGUAGGUCGUAUUAUGGAUAUUAUUAUUAUUAUUAUUAUUAUUAUUAUUAUUAUUAUUUUAUCAUUUUUUUAUUUUGCUAAGUGCAUUAUGUUCAUUAAUAUUUAUUUAUAUAUACAUUUAUAUAUAUGUAUGUAAUAUAUUUAUAUGUAAUAUAUAUAUAUGUAUGUAAUAUAUUUAUAUGUAAUAUAUAUAUAUAUGUGUAUGUGUAUGUGUAUGUAUAUAUAAUAUAACUUUUUCUUUUUCUUUUUUCCUUCCUUAUAGAUUACACAAGACCAAGUCAGUAAUUUGAGUAGUUUUCCUUUCAAGACUGUUGUCUGUUUUCAUCAUUAUCCAAUGUGGUAUUUGUUGCCUAACUUUUGGUGCUACUUUUUUUCUUUUUUCUUUUUUUUCUUUUUUCCUUCUUCAUUAUUACUCUCAUCUUCGGACUCAAUUUCCCAGCUGAUAUUCAAUAGCUGCCUUAAAAAUGACCCUUUAAUGUUUAGAGGGUUCUGUUUUAAGGUAUCUGUUAUAUACUUUGUUGCAUUUUUUUCUUCACAUUGGGUGCUAUGUGUUAUUGUAAAAGAAAUGAGAUAUUUCUUUCUGGUCCAUUGCAUUUUGGUAUGAAAUAUAUGUUUAAAAAAAUGCUAAUGUAUAUACUGUUCUUUUUCAUACACUUCUUUGACUUGUAGGUCUGUGUAGAUUCUACCCCCCCCCUUCCCAAUAUUUUCUUUAUUUGAAUUGUUAAUUAAAAAAAAAAUCUUUUUGGUGGCAUAGUUUAUCUUGAGUUACAGUUUUGAAAGUCAAAUUAAGUGAACUUGUUACUUUUUCUUUGUAUAUUUAACCCCUCCAGGAAGCACUCUUUGGUCACAACUGAUGCUAACAGAAGAAGGGCCAUGACAUGUAAUGACAAAUGUGUUAAAAGUGGCUAAUAGUUAAGGUUGGUGUCUGCAGUGACUGCCUCCAAAAUCUUGCAGCAGGAACACCAAGAGCAGUACCUUCAGGAAUCCAGCCUGUUGCUUGCAUGUACCAAGAGCUGUUCUUUGUACCAUUGAGAGCUGAGAAUUGUCAAAGACAGUUCAUCGUGGCAGGUUCUAUGUGGAGAAAUAUGGAAAAAGGAAAAACAGAAGAGCAAUCAUUGGACUCCUGACUGACCAACACUAUAAAUAACUUUUCUUUUGUCUUUAACUUUUAUUUAUACUUUGAUUUACUUAAUUUGAAAAUAAAACUUCCUCAAAAAAAGAAUGCAUACUCUACCUAUUUUACGAUAAAAAAAAAAAAAAAUGUUGGCAGUUAUCAUCAUCUCAAUAUUAUUGCAGUUAUUAUUAUGUGCAUUAUCUUUUGUUUAAACAUUUAUCUUUCUUAUUGAUAAAAGUGAGAGGCAGCCCCUUCACAGCACGGGAGAAACUGGAGCAUAAUUGAUAUACUGUAAGGAUUUGGGGCUUUGAAGGAGCCUCAUGACAGACGCUUGCUCCUCUAAGGGAAGCAAAUCUAUUUAAAUUCCACAAACUUACUUUAUUCUUAGGUUUUCAUAAAUUUCUACAUUUUUGCAAAUUUUGACUAAGGCUGAAACACACCAGAUGACUAACAGAAAAUUGUGAUUUCAGUAAUAUAUUAAGCUUUAAUGUUCUAUUUAUGGGCUAUUGCACUCUCCUAGAUUCCAUAACUAAGUAGUAACUUUCAUUCCUGUACAAAAACUUGCAUAUAUCUAUCUAUGUGCCUAGGAUUUGUUCAUCUUGGAAUUGGCUCAAUUGUACAUUCUGUAAGAGAGGCAUAACCUAAACAUGUUUUAUUACCUCCAGAGUUGUUUAAUUGACAGGCUUUGAGGACAAAGACCUGUAGUGUCAAGAAACAGUGUAAUUGUUUUAUAAGAAAUUGAUGUUGCUGUUGGUUGUGUGGACACUUAAAUCAGAAACUCACUAAUGAUAACAACACUUGUGAAGUGCUCAAUUCUCAUUAUUGUUUUACUGUGACAAUUGUUCCAGCAGCAACAUGACAACCUGUGAUUGCUUUGGAUAGCACUCAUAAUUUUUACCAGUAUGCCAGAGAGGUUCAGGGGCUGACCUUCCACGGCAAAAAGUUUAAUCAGUUUGCUGUCACCAUUGCAGAGCUGAGGUGGCUUUUUUGAACAACUCUUGGUAAAUUGUUAGCAGUGAUGAGUGUUACCUUGUUUGUGUGUAUGUGCUCCCACAACUUUUGUUGGGGGUACUGAGGGACAGUGAAUGAUUCAUUAUGAUUGGCUGUUGUCUUCCUGUUAUGACCAAACAUCUCCCUCACGCCUCAAACAUUGGACUGUGGAAAUAGAGUAGAAAGCACUUGGCUUCAGCAUUUUCAAUAGCAGAGCUUCUAGGUGUUAGCACAUACAUUCCCAAAUGUUGUAGAAAAUCAAUACACUUGCAUUGUGUGAAGAAUACUGCUUAUUCAUGAUCAUAAAACUCUUACUUAGAAUAUUAACUAGGUUACUUUUAAAAGUAGGACAUGACCACUACUUAAUAAACAUUGCUCGCUUCUUGGAAGUAUACAUUAAAAUAUUUAAUAUAUCUUGAUAUAUGUAGAUAACCAAGCAGAUAAAAGGUUGUAUCUUGAAUUAAGGGUCCAGAUAGAUUAUAUAAGGGUAUUUCACCAAGAAUGGACUCCUCAGGAAGAAUUGAAAUCACUUUAAGCAGAAGAGCUAAAAGGCACUCAGCACACACAUCUUGCCCAUUGGUGGGUUAGAAAAAAUAUAUAUAUCUGUAUACAAUGAUCAAUUCUCUGAUGGAUCCUCUUUUUGACGAAAUAUUCUCAAAAGUGGCUUUAACCGGUUCAACCUUCUAUUUAUUUGCAAUAGUAUUAGUAAUGUGUUGCUAGCUACCCAUUUCUGGUAACCUUUCUCCAAAGUACAUUUGAUUCUGUGGAUUGUCAGAGCCCUGAAGCUGCAUAAGUGCUUUCAAAUAGAUGUACCUGUAACAAGGUAGGCAAUACAAACCUGUUAGGGUUUUGGAAAAUUUUUACAGUUGAUUUGGGAUUAUGGACUUAUGGGAUACUCACUUGCAUUUUAUGUACCUAUCUCCAUCAAAACUGAGCUGUUAUAUCAUCUCUCAGCUGUUGGUAAUCUGCUUAUUGCCAGGUGUGUAGUUCUGAAUAUAAGUAAAGAUGUUUUUCAAGAGAGAGGUUUCUUUCUUUUAUGACACAAUGCCCAUAAAUUUUGUUCCUUGCACAUGGUUCUUGAAAAGAAAAUAGAGAAUAAAAAUAAAAUACAUGGAAAAUGAAAAGGAGAUUCAAAUUGUGCAGCUUUACAUGCCAUAAAUAAGGAAGUUAUAGCCAAUGAACCCAGCAUCACCUCCAAAUUAUAUAUCGUCAAAAGUGCUAAGUGAAUCAUAGCUUCACUGGACAGUGUUACAGUGCAUUUCAGUUUGCUGAAGGCUUUAGAAUUUAUGCAAAGGAAACCAUAAUGCUUGUUCUUGACUAUCUAAAACAAGAUGUAUUUUUUCCAAACAAAGGUAAUGCCCCAGAGAUUUCUUUCUCAAGAUAGCCUAAUAGUCUGCAAUAUCAUUAAUGAUUUGAUUCAGAUUGGAUCAUGACAACUAAUUAAAAAAUGUUAACAGAAGGUAUAUCAGCUUCUAUCACACCAUAGCACACUUUCGUUUACUUUCACUGUUCAUAGAAAAUUACAUAUGUAAUAUUUUAGGGAUAAGUUUACACCAAAAUUAUUUUCCCAUGGAGAUUUCAAGAAUUUACAUCUCCAUUUUACAAAUUAAUGUGUUUGGAAUAGCACUGGGAAGUUCUUAAUUUGAAGGAAGCCUGUUCUUUGAAAUGAAUACAUGGAUAUUGGAUAAAAUAGACCAACAGUAAUUUUCCAAAAAAGUUGAAAAGCUGGUAAAAUUCAAGUUUUUGCUAAAUAUUGUUGAUUAGUUUGGGUUUUCAUUUAUAUUGUUCAUGAAUAUUUUCAGCAAUGUAUUGGUAGGUUUAUAGGGGAAAAAAUAGCUCUAUCAAUUAGCUUAACAUUUAUUUACCUAAUGGUAAUGUGAACCCAUGCACUUGCCUGCAUAUUGAGAUUAUUAUUCCUUUGCCUUUUUCAUUCUGUAUAUUUUUUCCUUCUUUCCACUUUUGGUUUUAAGUUGACAUUCCAUGAGAGAAUCUGCACAUUAGAAAUUAUAGGGCAUAUUUUGCACUGCCGUCAAAGUGUUUUAUAUUGUUAUUUUUAGAAGAAAUGAAUGAGUGUGAUAGUAUGUGUACAUACACAUGUAGAGAUAAGUAGACACCUAUUUAUCUUGGAAAAUGGCAGCAUAACUGGAUAUUUGUGAUUAUGAAGAUGUAAAAAAAAAAAAAAAUAGAAAUGCUAUUACUUCAGUACAGUUCAUUUCAGCAUUUACUGAGAGAACUGCAUAUAAAUAUGAUUAAGUUCUAUCGGGAUGUAAAGACGUCCAGUUAUGUCUGAUUUGCUCAGUGCUAAGUCAAUGGCCUUGCAACUUAAUACUAGAGGAAAAGGAAAUAAGAUGCUAGACUUUUUUUUAUUAAUUCAUUUUUUUCAGUUACCCAUCAUACAGUUACUGAUAUAUAUUAGAAGAUAUGUAUGGUAAUGAUAUGUGACAAUCAGUGAUCAUAGAUAUGCGGAAAUCAGCCGUUUUGACAGCACAGUACUAAUUGAACACCCCUAAAAGUAUGCGUUAUAUAAAACGGGAAAAUAAACAGAUAGUGUGAGGUUGAGUUUAGUGUGAAGAAUUUUUGUUCAACAUUUUUGCCUAAACUGUGGGGAAUUAAGAGCAUGACAUUUAGGUAUGAAGUAACGAAAACUAUGAAGGAAGUAACUUGUAAUUGUAAAAAGGAAAUGUAAUACUUGGGAAUCUUCAAGGAAAUCUUUACACUUACUAACUUUUUAAAUCAAAAAUACUUAGUAUAUACCCAAAGCUCAUGUUGAUACAAUUCAGUUUCAUAUCAGACUUGAACGAGUAUUAUACAAAGUACGAGGAACUAGAAAUGUAAAUAUGAAAAGUUUUUUUUUCAGAAAAAAAGAAUAUUUAGCACAUCGCAAAAUGCUGCUCCUCCCCCAUCCCCGUCGAUAUUACAGUUAAAGUUACUUUCUUUUUGCAACACCCUGUUUGUGACAUUGCAGAAUAAAUUGUGAGAUUAUGUU
Molecule: messenger RNA, 5990 nt
Organism: Penaeus monodon (black tiger shrimp)
Lineage: Eukaryota; Metazoa; Arthropoda; Malacostraca; Decapoda; Penaeidae
Gene: Rab6
Product: ras-related protein Rab6-like
Exons: 8
Coding region: 155-787 (210 amino acids)
Molecular function (GO): GTP binding; GTPase activity
Source: RefSeq, a predicted model, not a curated record